Messenger RNA from Bombus impatiens (common eastern bumble bee), 2619 nucleotides. RefSeq lists its product as uncharacterized. NCBI's taxonomy places the organism in Eukaryota, Metazoa, Arthropoda, Insecta, Hymenoptera, Apidae. The record is from RefSeq and is a predicted model, not a curated record. Bases 831 to 1745 code for a protein of 304 amino acids. The transcript has 5 exons.
GAGAAAGAAAGAAAGGAAAAGAAAGUAAGUAAGAAGAUUUGAGUAAGAAGAUACGAUAUCGCAUAAUAAAACGAUGGGAAUGAAAGUCAAUAGCACUCGAUAGUAACGUAAAGAACGCGAAUACACGUGAGUGGGAAGUAAUGUAACGGAGGAUAACGCGCGAACUCGUAAAAUGAGAAGCGCCGAGUGGAUUACCGGUCAGUUCGAAACCGAGGCGAGAGUCAGUAGCUUCCUACGGUACACAAACGCGAACCAUUACGUGAUACAUAUCCAGUACGCGGAUUAACUUUUACACAGUUCGAUAAGAGAACUGUUGCAUACGCGGUACACGCGCUAAACUACGCUAAAAUAUAAAUUACGAUAAUAAAUUGCUACAUGAUAUGCCAUAUAUAUAUGUAGAUACGAUACACAAUUGUAUAUUUAGAAAUAAAAUAUACGUCUGUGUGACAUGUUCGCUUUAGAAAUACGGAACGAAUAGCAGUCGUUUUGGACAUGUAAAGAAGAUAGUAAAAUUCGUCGACUAUAGCCAGACAACGUGUGACCGUACGUGUUACAAUUACGAUCUAAUGGAAGAGACAGAUGCGGAUAUUUAAAAAAGAAGAAACAUCGACUCGUUGUUAGAGAAAUAAGGAAACUGGUCCUAUCGGAUUUGUAUCAGCAGCGAAGAAUCUGUGGUAUUAAGUGCAAUUAUGUCGUAGCCCUGAUAAUCAGCGUCCAUCAAAAUUACCCCAGUUAUAGUACAACGACCGUCUGAGGUGCCUAACGCACCUUGAUGAAACAAACAACGUGUCUCUACUGCAAAUUGAAGAGUACGCAAGAGAAGAGAAGAGAUGGAAAGAAAAAGAAGCAUACUGGCACUGGUUGGACUAAUUCUAUUUCUCAAGUCUUCGAAUACCGAAAGCGGUAGCAGCGGUGGCAACGGCAACAGCUAUAACGGACACUUAUUUUCUCACCACCAUCGACAGAAGAGACUGCUUUGGAUAACUAACGAUGGUCGAAUAGCUUUACCACCAGGAACGAUUAUGACGAUAACUCCAACAUUGGCGUUACCCUUUGUCAGAUACCCUCCCUAUGGUUUUCUUAGCAACAUGACUGUUAGCCUUCCCUUUACCAUCGAUUUCGACAAACUGGGUUUAACCGAUAACGAAAACCCUUACGGCGCUUUACCAUCGGCGUUUGACACUACUGCAAGGGAUCAGGGAUCGAAUGCCGCAGAAUUUAUCGCGACAUUCGUAAAACGUGGAAUCAGCAAAAGAGAAGCACUCGCAGAUUUGCCAAAGAACGCACUUUACGGAGGUGAAAGAGCUCUUUUGUACGGUACCGCUGAGGAUAUGCUCGCAAAUUUCGGUUUAAAUGGAAAGGCCUGUCUAUUAAGGGCAAUCUGUGAAGUGCAGGGGCAUCCCCUAAGCAAUUUCGGCUUAAUCGGGGAAAUGCUCAAACUCUUUUUCACUGCUAGCAAAUCACCAUUUUCGAACCUUUUAAAAGAAUAUGUUGAAGCUGAAAAUAGAGGCAAGUUUCAUGGGGAGUGUUGGCCUUACUUCAAAGAUUGUCCAAAAUCGUUAUUCCGCUUAUCAGAGAAUAAAUAUACGAAAGAUGCCUUCCACGAAGAUGCUACAACUGACGAAUCAGAUGAGAUAGAAAAGAAAAAUCGAUACUUUCCUUCGAUCCAGUCAAUGGAUCGAGCAACAAAGAGAGAAACUCAGUUUUCUCGAAAUUUGAAACGUGCGAUACACCCGUUAAUGUAAAUAAAGUCACUCGAAGCUUAGUCUAGAUACAUGCAUAUAGUAUGUAUAUUCCCAAGUCGAAAAAAGGUAUGACACGAAUCAACUAUUGUAUGUAUAUGUAUACUUAACUUACUUACGCGCAUCUUUCCUUUCCUUCGAAAUAUUUUUCUUUACUAGGCUUGGCUUUAAAGCCAGAUCGAAGUCGAUUUUGACCAACACCCACUUAUUACUCCUUCAAUUUCACGAUCGUAAACUGAAAAAAGCUGCGCUUUCUCGACUUGAUGGAAAAUCAAAUAUGUAAUUGCAUUUUACGCUUUAUCGGCCCCCCAUUGUGAGGCAUACGUCGCAUGUGCGCAUGGCACGUGCACGAUCUUUCAUCGCCAUAUUAUAUUUAGUAAUUUAUUUGGUGUUCGUAUCGUCCUAGAUCAUAAUAAAAAUACGGUAGAAAAGUACCUUUCAGUCGUUUUAAAUUACACAACAAUUGCGAUUUCGAUCAUUUUUUAUUGUAUCGAUGUGCGUUCGAACGAAUACACGUAUGUAUGUAUGUAUGUAUAGUGUAUAUAUACUCUUAUUUCUCGUCAUCUUCUCUGUAUAAUGUUCCGUAUUCAAUUUUCUUGUACGUGUAUAUACAUGUACGCGUAUUAAAAUUUCACCGUGUAAUCAACUACACAAAUUUAUCUAUCUAAAACACAAUCAGGCCAAUUCUAUAACAGAAUAUUGCAGUGAAUGAAAAUCUUCUUAUUACUAUAUUUGUCGCUAGAUAUGUAUACCUUGUAAGAGUAAUUAACAGUUUUAAUAGUAUGCGCGACGAGCAAAACUAAAAUUGUUUCACAUAGUAUAAAUAUUUGUCAGCUAGCAAUAGAUAAAACGAUAAGAAGAAUAAAAUAAUGUAUAA